Messenger RNA from Populus nigra (black poplar), 1614 nucleotides. RefSeq lists its product as uncharacterized. The transcript has 6 exons. The coding region runs from base 170 to 1141 and encodes 323 amino acids. Gene Ontology annotation, molecular function: nucleic acid binding. Lineage: Eukaryota; Viridiplantae; Streptophyta; Magnoliopsida; Malpighiales; Salicaceae. The record is from RefSeq and is a predicted model, not a curated record.
ACCGUUGAAAAUAGAGAGUAGAGGAAAUAAAGAGUCCAGAUUAGAUUCUCACGGAACUUCUCUCUCCUCUUUUCGUUUUCUUUUGCUCCUCCUUUGACAAGAGUUUUAAUUCAAUCUACUCUGCUGCUGCUGCUUAUAAUCGUCUUCUUCUUUCUCCAGAAAAUAAAAUAUGAGCGUGACUGAGUUUGCUAUGGUAGAGGAAUUGGCUUUUCUGGUGAAGGAUAAUCUUCGUUGCAAACAUCUUGUCUUGUCAAUGGAAGAAACCUUUCUUAAUUUCCUUCAAGAUGACAGGUAUUCCCACUCCGAUGGUAUCUUGGAGCUCCAACCAAUGGAUGCAUACAGUCGUCUUCUUUUGCAUCGCCUUGCUGAUAUAUUUGGGUUUUCUCAUGUAUCUAUUGGCGAGGGAGCUGAUCGUCACUUGAUUUUAGAGCGGUGCCCGGAGACAUCAAUACCCUCCAUCCUUGUUAGUGACAUCCUAUUCCAAUUUGAUGAACCUCACACUUUGACAACAUCACAUCAAUUACUGAGGAGGAAAGAUGCUCCCCCAGUGUUGCCGGCAACAUCACCUCCUCAUAAUGCAUUUAGGGAGAGAGAAGUAGCUUAUUUUGCUGCUCGGGACCGUAUUUUUUCAAGGGAUGUGGGAGAAAUGAGAGAACCCAUUAAGGAGAAGCCACAGAAGGUACUUGUGGUUGCCCAUCGAAUGAUAGCUCAUGCUUUGGGUCAAAACACAAGUCUGCGGAACCAAGGUGCUGCUGUUAGGGAUGGCAAAGGACAUAGAGUGAAAACCAAAGAACAGCAUGUCCAAGAAAAGGGCAAAAUCGAACCUAAUUCUAGCUCAGAAGCUUUUCAAGGGAUUGCUUUCCUGCCUGACAAAAAUAUCAAUUCGUUCGGUAAAACAAAGAGCAAUAAUCAUGGAUCUUGUGCUUCAUCACAAGGUCAGAGGAAUUCGCACCAAGUGCUGGUGGAAAGAGGCGGCACUUGUAAUAUCAGCAAAUCUCAGAAUCUAACAGGUAGAAAUAGUACCAAGGACUACUCAAAAGAGGAACACGUGGGAGCUGCAAAGAGGAUGUUUGCUCAUGCAUUGGGACGGCACUUGGGCGAUCAAACAACAAACAGUGACAGAAAGCGAGUUGAUGACUGAGGGUCGAGCAGCCUUUAGAUGGAAGGAAUGGGGUUUUGUUUCUUCAUGAUUGAUUCUAUAAAAAUCCAAGAGGAGCUCUAGUUUCCAUGAUGACCAUUUCAUUGUCAAGUGCAAGAGCCCAAGAUGAUGUUGUGAAAGAGCUGUAGAACAUGAGGUGUUGGAAUCAAUGAUAACUGUCUCUGGCAUAAGAAUUGAUGAGGUGACCGAUGUUUGAUUCGGACUCGCAGAGCCAAAUCAGCUGGUACUGCCUUACAGGAGGUGCAUUUGUUGCUUCUCUCUUCUAAAUCUGAACCAUGCCUACUUAUCAUUUAUUAGAUCGAACAUAAAGUAUGUGAUUGCAACUUUAGGAGCUCUAAUUAAUGUUUCACGAAUUCCCGUUUCGCUAUAUGCACUGCAGACCUUCAGUGUCACUGGAACAGCCGCUCGACUAAUUUUUUUUUUUUUUAUUAAUAUAUUAUAUCUACUUUUAGUAA